AUGGCAACGCCAUAUAAUAACAACGAAGAAGUCGAUGGUAUCUCAUCUGGUAAUAUACACAAUGCCACUUGUGAUAGUUGUCGAUCCCGUCGUAUCUACAGUGAUAGAUACAAAUGUCUACAAUGUAACGACUAUGACCUAUGUGGUAAUUGUUUUGAAGAACGAUGUCAGACAAAAUCGCACUCCAGUGGCCAUGCAAUGGUUCAUUUUAAAAUUCCAAACGAACUGUUCGGUCAGUACUUUCCUAGUCCAAGCGAAGUCACACUAAAAAAACUAGCUGAACUAUUCUCAAACAAAAAGCAUAAUAUCAAAUGUAGCGGCUGCUCAGUGGAAAUCGUCGGUGUUCGAUUCAAAUGUGAUAUUUGUCAUAAUUACAAUUUAUGUUCGAAAUGUAUGCAACAAGGAGUUGUCAGUAAAAAUCAUCAACAAACUCACCCACUAGUAGUUGCCAGCAGUCAAAGUCUGCUUAAAGUCGAUAUAAAUGAUAUUGUUAAAAAGGAAGAACUUGGCCGUGGAGCGUUCGGUCAGGUAUAUAGGGCUGUUUGGUUGUCAAAAAAACGCGAAGUAGCAUGCAAAGUAAUCCAAGUGACAGCACAUAGACUUCAUUUAGAAGAAAGCUUUCGCAAGGAAUUAGAUGCUUACGCUGAACUAUCAGGAGCUUAUAUUCUCAAAACAUUUGGCUAUGGAGAACGUCUAAUGGUCAAUGGCAGCAAAGAAUGUUUUUUGAUAACUGAAUUCAUGCAUCGUGGUAGCCUUGCAAAUGUCAUUCAUAACGACAUUGAAAAAAUUUCACUUCGACGAAAAUUAACAAUGGCCUGCCAUGUUGUAAGUGGUAUGCGUAAACUACACGGGCAUACAAUGAUUCAUCGUGACAUACGCCCUGAUAAUAUUCUUGUUUCAAGCAAUUAUACCGCAAAAAUUGGUGAUAUGGGCAUAGCACGUGUCUUCGAUCCUAAUGAAAAGCAUACACUAAUGGGUUGUAUGCCAUUCAUGCCACCUGAAUUUCACAGAGGUGAUGGUGAUUAUGAUCAAUCACUCGAUGUUUUUACAUUUGGAUUGACAUUAAAUGAAUUAUUUACUGAAAAACUUCAUCGAUUCAUUCAAGCCUCUAAACGUAUUCAGAUUACUAAGGAAAGUCCUAUCUUUUUCGAUCUGAUUACUAGCUGUAUUAAUAAUGAAUCUUCUCAACGUCCAACAGCUACUGAAAUAGAAGACAUUUUAAAUAAAUAUCGGCGAGCUGCAGAUAAAUAUAUAAAAGAAGAACAUCCCAAUUACACCAGCCAAACACUUGCGGCCAAAGAUGCCAUUUUUAUAAAGUUUUACAGUGAACAUCAUAAACUGCAGAAAGAGGAACCGAAACAAAUCUAUGUGCUACCACCAAAGUCUCACUUCAGUUCGGCUUUAGUCCACCAAUAUUUCGACGAUAUGAUGAAACAAUUUAAUAAUAUUCGACAUCAUAUCGAUGUUCGACGAUCAAAACAUCAGCAGCCAAUCCCACAAAAAGUCAAAGAGUUGAAAUACUUUGAUAAUGAAUCCAUGGAUGAUCACGAUCAACGGAAGAAACCUGCACCAAUAAAAAUUGAUCAAAGACCAGCCCGAUGUCCUAGUCCACCAUCGGAUUUUCUUCGACUUCCAAUGGAGAAUCACCAACAAUUUCUCAAUUUAGUCCAACAUAAACGAUCACGUACACCAACUCCUAUGUCUCCAAGUUUUGACAAUCAAGCGCAUCAGGCACAUUUUUUCCGUCGAAUAGAUGAAGUUCGGUGUAUUAGCGCAAAUAAUAUGGUCAAUCAACGUCAUAUUGAAAUGAACUGGAAUGCCGAUUUUGAUCAAAAAUUUCCUGACUUUCAGCGGAUGAGGAGAGAGUUCAAAUAG
This is a messenger RNA of Rotaria socialis, 1875 nucleotides long. The record is from the annotation of a GenBank genome assembly. Lineage: Eukaryota; Metazoa; Rotifera; Eurotatoria; Philodinida; Philodinidae.